Messenger RNA from Aspergillus oryzae RIB40, 1497 nucleotides. RefSeq names its product dienelactone hydrolase. Bases 1 to 1497 code for a protein of 498 amino acids. The transcript has 3 exons. The record is from RefSeq and is a predicted model, not a curated record. NCBI's taxonomy places the organism in Eukaryota, Fungi, Ascomycota, Eurotiomycetes, Eurotiales, Aspergillaceae. Gene Ontology annotation, biological process: polyketide metabolic process.
AUGGCCACCAUUUCCAUCAACGCACCGGGAGCAACAGGCUUCCUAUACAACAACGCCUCCGGUAAAGCGCGACUGUGCAUUUCGGCUGAGACGCCGGAUUUCGACACGGAGACGUUGCGGAACUGGCGCGAUGAGGGCUUCGAUGUGAUCUAUGUCCCAUAUGAUGGUGACCAAAGAGAGUAUGUUGCCCGACUAAAGAGUGUAAAGGAAGGACUGGGGGUCGGAGAGAAUUAUGCCGUGCUUGCCUUCGGAGACGCUGCCUCAUUCUGUUUGGACUAUUACCUGAAACCCACCAACUGUAGUCGACUUUGCGCUUUGGUCACCUAUUAUCCCACCAACAUUCCCGACACCCGGUCGCGGUACCCACCUUCCGUCCGGAUCUUGACGCAUUUGGCGGGGACCACUGUCGACGUGACAACUAUUCCGACUUUGGUGGGACUGCAGGGGAAGAAGAAGCGGAGAACUCGACAGAUCAAUCCGGGUAUGGGAACCGGCGAGCGGUUGAACAUCGGCCAUACGGCGUAUACGUAUGAGUAUGUGCAGCCCGGAUUCGCAGAGCAUGAUCUAGACGAGUAUGAUCGACUGGCGUGCGACCUGGCGUUUAGUCGAACGUUGCAGGUUCUGCGGAGAGGAUUCAACAAGGAUAUUGAUCUGGAAGAAAGAUGGGAGGAACAUCUUGAAGCCAAGUUCUUCUCCAUGAAUCUGUCCAACACAAUGGAAGCAUAUGUGAGCCAUAUCAACCCCGCCGUGACAUACGUCCCCACGGUAAGCGGGGGCAUCGGCAACCACGCUCUGCGGCGGUUCUACGAGCAGAACUUCCUGCGUCAGCUACCGCCUUCGAUGCGGUUGCGGUUAAUUUCACGGACAAUCGGGGUUGACCGGGUGGCUGAUGAACUGCACGCGACAUUCCAGCACACACAGGAGGUUCCUUGGAUGUUGCCCGGUGUGCCGCCUACUAAUAAGCAGGUGGAAGUUAUCCUCGUUAGCAUUGUCAGCCUGCGGGCGGGUAGACUGUACUCUGAGCAUGUAUAUUGGGAUCAGGCUAGUGUUCUGGUCCAGGUCGGAUUGCUGGAUCCAAAGCUUGUCCCUCAGGGGGUACAUGGAGUUGAUCGGUUGCCUGUAGUUGGACGGGAGGCUGCUAGACGGAUUUUGGAUGAGAAUCCCGAGGUUGAAAAGAAAGAGUACCACAACCGAUUGAUUCGCAGAGCGAAAGCUAAGAAGAAAGGAAAGGACGGUGUGACGCCUGGAGUAGACGAAUCUGGGACGGAAUACUUCAAAAGCGAAGCUGAGAAGCCGCUAGAGAACGGCAAGGGCAAGGGAAAGACGGUUCAAAAACAGCCACCAGAGCAUGGACCGGAGGGUAACGAGAGCCACAGGAACGACAAUACAGAGGAUAACCAGGACAACAAGGAGGAGGAAGAUGGACAAGAUAGGGCUCAAACACCUACUCCGUUCAAGGGCUCUGCAUCAGUGGAAGAUGCAAAUGACGAAGAAUGA